AUGAUCAUCCAUUCAAUUCUCGCAUUAGGGUUGCACAUGAGGAGAUGGGCACGGCGGAGCUCCAUCGGGUCUUCUCCAAGCUCGAUUAACGGCGACGGAAACAUCACCUGGGAUGAGCUCAGCGAGUCGUUAGAGAAUCUCGGGAUCUGCGUGCCAAAGGAGAAGCUGCAGGCGAUGGUCGCGAAGAUUGACGCUCACGGGGACGCCGAGGAGUUCAGCGCCCUAUACGCGGCGGUGAUGGCAGACGCCGGAGGCGACGAAGGGAACGACCGUGAAGAGGACGGGCAGGAGGCAUUUAAGAUUUACGAUCGGGACAGGGUGGGUUCAUCACGGCAGAUGAGCUGA
Molecule: messenger RNA, 345 nt
Organism: Striga hermonthica
Lineage: Eukaryota; Viridiplantae; Streptophyta; Magnoliopsida; Lamiales; Orobanchaceae
Source: the annotation of a GenBank genome assembly